This is a messenger RNA of Caenorhabditis sp. 36 PRJEB53466, 9293 nucleotides long. NCBI's taxonomy places the organism in Eukaryota, Metazoa, Nematoda, Chromadorea, Rhabditida, Rhabditidae. The record is from the annotation of a GenBank genome assembly.
AUGUCUGCCAAGGUAUAGAUAGAUGACAACUAGAGCUUACAAUAUCUUGCUAAUAAAACUACAUAAUAGAUAAUAUCUUUUAAAUAUUCAUUGAGUAUGUAGAUCAAAAUUUUCCAGAAAUCUCGUGAAAUGUUCAACGAGUCGCUUCGGAAAGUGAACGAGCAGCAACCGCCGACUAUAAUGGAAGAAGUCAAGCGACUUUUAUCCUAGUCCAAUCACUUUUCGGUUUUUACAGGACGAGACGCCGCGACGGGUCAAUCGACCGCCAGAUCUGCAGGGUUUUUCAAUAUUGGAUGAGCGUUGGCGAAGUAGUUCCGACGAUUCGGACGAUUCGCUUCCGGUGGGGAGUUACAUAAGCACGAGUGAGUGGGAUGCACGAUUAGCCAAAUUUGAGAAGAGGCCCCGGAGCACGUUGUCAUCCUUUUUUGCAGCGCUUGACCAAAACCGGUCGGUGUUAAGGCUUGGCAUAAGCAGUCGGGCACACAAAAUAUCUCAAGUGUUUUUGUUGUUAUUUGUUGUGAUAUGACACGUGUCGUCAUAGGAUUUUGUGUCGAGUAAUGAAAAGAUUCGUUUGAUUUCUAUCAUCAACUGAACUUAUCCACCUCUUCACUUCCCACGCUCUUCUUUCGUCUUUUUUAACCUCUACGCCCCCUAUUCUAAAACAUGUUUUCUUUUUCUUUUCUCUUUUCCUUUUUUUUGAUUUCUGUUCAGCCACAAUCAAGUCAAAACAUCCUAUGCUGACUUAUUCUAAAAUCCCUCUGUUCCUUUAAUUUUCGAAAAUGUUUCGACAGUCCACUUAAUACGCAUGUGGGUGGCUAGCAAACAAUAAUGAUGUCGGCCGUCUGAACUUUUGACUAUUGCGAUGAUGAGUUCGUUGUUGUUUUCGGUGCAUUCGGACAUGCGACUGUGUGGGCAAACAUGUUCACACUCGGUCGACAAGAAAUACUGAAAAGCUUCUCGGAAAAAUGAUAUCACUUUUUUGGCUCUAUGAAACGUUUUGAGUUCAUCGCGACAAAAAGUACUUUCUUCGUUCCUUUCGGUCAAAGAUUCAAUUGUUUUGUUUGUUUGCCAAACUUUUACGGCUUUUCUUCUUCUGCGGGGUGUGUAACGGGGGAGAAAGAGGUGUUUGUUGUAUGUGAAGUGAGUGGAAACGAGGAACGGACGAAGAAGAAGAAGGAGGAGGAGGAGGAGGAGGUGUCGCAUAGGAGAAUCGAAAUGUUUCUAUUCCUAUCAAGUUUCUCUGACUUUAAUGAACUGUUCUUCAGUUAUCUGCAGAUUUGUAGUGGUCAAACCUCUACGGCCAGCUUUUCUAAUUAAAAUUUCAAUACAAAUGUUUUCCAAAGUCGUGACUUUUUGUAAUUGUGAGUUAGGAAUUCACGUCAUCUGGCUUGUACUAGCUUGAACUUCAAGGAAAACAGCAAUUUUCCGACUAACAAUCUGACAAAUCCACUUUUUUGACAAAAAAUUUUCAAAAAUAUUGAACCCUGGGUCAGACGAUUUUUUGAUUUUUGACAAGUCUGGUUAUCUCUAGAGACAGACGCUGACAAAGGAGUUGGUAGUCAUUUCUGUUCUGUACCCUCCUCGUGACCAUCAAAAUAAAUGAGAACAUUCCUUCUCUUGUCCUUCUUAUAACUUUUAAUCUUUCACUUUUAACAUCAAUGCAUCCGUGUUAAGAGGCAAUGUCUGAGAAGUUCAAAAACUGCAGGUCACUAAAAAUUCAGAAUGCUUCAAUUUGUCUAAUAUUAUACCCAAUGGGUACUUACAUAACAGUGAUACAUCAGACAAGUUUUGGUCCGGCUCCGUGGUCACUAGUCCGAUCACGGUCACAAAAUAGGUCAAACCUGUAACUAAUUUCAAAAAAAUGCUAGCGUCUCAGACUCAAGGCCAUUCGAUUUCUCGCAUCUUUUUAAGCAUUUUUCAUGUUGGCACCAAAAAUUUAUCACCUUUCCUUCAUGGAGAAAUUUCGGAUUUUUCGUGGAAAAGUUGAGUUGUUCUGCAGUUUUCCUCCGUGGUGAAAAUUUUUUGCACUUUGUAGCCACGAUUUUAUUUCAAAUUCAUAAUCUACGGACAAUUUUACGUCGAUAUACCAUACUGUCGCACAUUUGCCGAUUGACAUCAAAGGAGUUUUUUUCAAAAGUUUGAUCCGGUCUCAAAAAAAAGUUUCUGUUCUGCUUUUGGAAAACUUACAGAAACAAGGGAAUUCCUGUUUAUAGACGUUUUUUUAUGCUAAAAAAACUGUAAUUCUGUUAUGUAUUCGUCAUAUACAGCUUUGUAAACGUAGCGAUUAAAACAUGUUGAAAUUUUUUUGUCAGCCGUAUAGAUUUUUUUCGAGAUGUGUUCGCUUUUUACCCAAUAUUUUAUGCUUUCUCUCGUUUUUUUAUUUUUUUCAAUGUUCAUCUAACUUUUUGUGAAGCAUUUAUUUGGUCGUUCUCCGAUUAAUUCAAGAACGGUAGGAAGUACAUACACAAGGGGCAACACUCAACAACAAAAGUACAUGAGAAAAACCUAAAACAGGAAAGUUAUAAAGCGUCUUUUCUUCACAUUUCAGUUUCUUCCAUAGCAAAAAUUGGAUCACUGGAUUCCAUCAGUGCGUAAUAAAAAGAAUCAUCGAUAGUCCAAGUGCUUUCAAGUUUCAAAUAUCGGAUCACUCCAGCAUCGUCAUGCUCUUCCUCUGGAAUAGUAUAGUCUUCCUUCCACGAUUCAUCCUUCAUUUCUUGAGCGCGUUGCGAUCGUGCUGCUUUUGAUUGCCUUUUCGCUGCUUCACGGGAGAAGAAACCGGCAAUCUGCCGGAAGGGUUUCCUUUGAUCCACUGAAAACCGCCCAUCCGCCCUCCAAUUCCGUCUUCUCGUUCGUUUCCUUCAGUUUUUUCACAGCAUCCGAAAUUAUUGGGCAACUUUUUGACCACUUCUUCCAAACCACGAAUAAAAUAUUUCAAUGAAAAAUCAAGAAGUGUCUGCCGUUCAGGUCGAAUUAUAUGUUGUCCACGUUCAACAUGCUUGACCACGCUUGAAUAUCUCAAAAAUGUAGCUGAGCAUCAUUCCUCUGGGCAUGUAAAUAUCUUUUCCAAAGCGUCUUCGUACGGCGGUCUCACUUCAUCGCUUUCCACUUCAUUUUCAUCUUCUUCUUCAAUGCAAGCAGUGUUUUGAGAAUCAGUUGACUUAGUACAUUCCGAAAAGUACCAAAACUUGGUCUGCUUUUGCGACAGUACAGCAUUUCGUUCUUCAUUAAUAGACCCAAUUACAGUUGAAGUGUAUCCGGCAUGUUCGAACUCAUAUGUUCCAGUCAAUGACUUCAAAUUACUUGACGGAACAAAUUGACCAUUGCAAGAGCAACUGUACAAUCAGGAAAACAAUGAGUUUCAUUAUAAUCUGUAAUAUUGACCAUCUAAUAAUAUCAGAAGUUUGAAAAUAGUAAGAAGAAUAGCUACACAAAAUUUGCUUUGUGCUUUUAUAUCUAUUUGAUGUACUUUUGUUGUUGAGUGUUGCCCCAUGUGUAUUAUAGGGGCACCGGACAGAAAGGGCGCGCUGUUCGCAAUCUGGCCGAAUUUCUAGGCCGCGAAGUAAUUUUCCACUGAAAAUGUGGCCUAACUUUUCAAACUCGGCCCCGAGGUCGCUCAAUUUGCACUGCAAAAAGAGUUUCUCAACAGAGCGCCAUUUCUGUGCGGUGCGCCUAUCAUAUGUACUUCUUGUUUACCGUUCUUGAAUUAAUCGGAGAACGACCAAAUAAAUGCUUCACAAAAAGUUAGAUGAACAUUGAAAAAUAAAAACGAGAGAAAGCAUAAAAUAUUGGGUAAAAGCGAACACAUCUCGAAAAAUCUAUACGGCUGACAAAAAAUUUCAACAUGUUUUAAUCGCUACGUUUACAAAGCUGUAUAUGACGAAUACAUAACAGAAUUACAGUUUUUAGCAUAAAAAACGUCUAUAAACAGGAAUUCCCUUGUUUCUGUAAGUUUUCCAAAAGCAGAACAGAAACUUUUUUUUGAGACCGGAUCAAACUUUUGAAAAAAACUCCUUUGAUGUCAAUCGGCAAAUGUGCGACAGUAUGGUAUAUCGACGUAAAAUUGUCCGUAGAUUAUGAAUUUGAAAUAAAAUCGUGGCUACGAAGUGCAAAAAAUUUUCACCACGGAGGAAAACUGCAGAACAACUCAACUUUUCCACGAAAAAUCCGAAAUUUCUCCAUGAAGGAAAGGUGAUAAAUUUUUGGUGCCAACAUGAAAAAUGCUUAAAAAGAUGCGAGAAAUCGAAUGGCCUUGAGUCUGAGACGCUAGCAUUUUUUUGAAAUUAGUUACAGGUUUGACCUAUUUUGUGACCGUGAUCGGACUAGUGACCACGGAGCCGGACCAAAACUUGUCUGAUGUAUCACUGUUAUGUAAGUACCCAUUGGGUAUGAUAUUAGACAAAUUGAAGCAUUCUGAAUUUUUAGUGACCUGGUGUAAUUAGCGAAUUUCGAGAUUCUCAGACAUUGCCUCUUAAAAGCGAAGAAAAUGGCAAAGUCCAAACGAUAAAUCACCGUGCCCCUCCUGACGAACUACAUGACGAAAGAGCGAGAGCUCACUCAAUUAAAUCGUCAAUCAAGAAGAGAAGAAGGUCCCGACGCCUGCCGUCUUUCCUGGGCAAAAAGAGGAAACGGAAGGUCUUACCGAACAGAACAGAACAGCACAAAACAGAACAUCUGCUGAGAUUUCUUUGAAGCGCUCAAAAUUUAUCAAAAUGCUUGUCCGUCGAGACCUCAUUCUUUGAAACGACCACUCGGGCUGGCUGCAGAUGCAGAGAUGGGUAAAAUCAAAAAAGUUGCGUUGUUUUAUGUUUCUCCUCGCUCAGUUUCAUUUGUUCCAUUCGUUUCCUUCCGUUUCUCCAACACCUACCUUCCUAUUAUUAUUGUUUUCUUUUCUCACUUUGCUGUUUGUUUCUUUUGACACAGAAGAAACAAACAAUGCGACCGGUUUGGUUAAAAAUUUAACAAAGACAACAAAAAAAACGUUACUAUUCAGCUGAAUUUGUACUAUUUGUUAUCAAUCUCAGUCUGAAGUGAGAAUCCACAAAUACGCUUGCUUUACGAUUUUUGUUGUUGCUUUUUCGUAGGGAAUGUGUAAAGAUUGCAUGUGAAUCACGGCAAUAUGUUCUUUAAAGAUUUUUUCUCUCCAAUUCCAUUCAAUUCCGCCUGAUAUUGCAAUACAUUCUCUGAAACUUUCGAAAGAGUUGAAAGUAUAAUAAGACGCUGAGGUCCACUUGAACGCCAGUCAGCCGCCCGCUCUGCUUUGUUUUCUCGAGCCGAUUAAAAACUAUCACAAGUUUAACUUUGUGGAAAACAGCUGAUAAGAGGUGCGGCGCUCUCUCGCACAAAAUUAAUGAGCCAUUCGACAGAGUUUUUCUUCCCUCCACCUUUUCUCGCUUUCCCCCUCAACCCCUCGACCGCUCAUUAUUGUGGUCGGGUGUGACGAAGGAGGUUUCCCCUCGCUUUCCAUGCUCUGUACUUUCUAGCGUCGACGCCAGGCCGAUUCUGCAAGUCUGUCGAUUUUCGGCCACUUCGUCGAGAAACGCCGCCCGUCGAGAACACGUGCAGUACACUUCCAAGCACUCCCGUCAACAAAAAUCCACCGACGAUGGCGACCGGUGGAUCCCGCUUCAAGGUGAGCCUACGUUUCCAAACUUUCUCAAUUUUCGUAAUAGAAAUGUAGCGAGAGUCUAGUCUAGAAUAGGAAGAGUGAAGUAAAAAUUGUCAAAAUGUUGUUCAAUGCAGAGUGAGAGAAACUUGCUGAUAACUGAUCGGAAAAUGAAAAUGAAAAGUUUUGAAGAUGAUUCACCAGUAAAGGUAAUAUUUCCACAACUAGUUCUUUGAUAGUUUCACAUGUUUUCCCCUGAAUAAUCAGUUUUUCUAACAACUUUACCCGCAGUGCAUUCAAAAAUCUCUAACGCUUUGAAGGUCUGUAAAAAGUUGUUAAAUUUCAGGUCGUGCCUGUGGAAACACGGUAUAAACGCGAUAGGUGGACUUGUGUAGAUUAUUAUGAUUCUCUCAGGGACCCGUACUUCAGUCCCGGAAAGAACGUCGUUUCCAAGCCGGCAGCCGUCAUUAAAAGUAUGCCAGCAACAUUUCAACGAAGAAAAUAUUGAAUGAGAAGCGUGUAUCAUGUUUUUUAACUUUCAGAAGAAGAAAUUGUGAACAGAAGUAGCCGUUCCUUGUCGGACAUUCACCCCUCCUCUUCACCGAUUGUCUCUCAGAUCCCAGUGGCUCAACCGCCAAAACCAAUGGCUCCGUUUAUUACCGCGAAUCCAAGACCCGUUUUUACGAUUCCAAAGGCAAGUUAGCACAUACAUUCUCAAAAUUGCACAGUGAUCGUGACGCUCUAUCAAAUUUUCAUUUGUUUCAUGUGAUAAGGCGAAUUAAAAGUCGUCGGCGAAAGAAUGCUCAAUAGUUGGUUGGUUGGAAAAGAGCGAAAAGAAAGCACUUUCCCGUUUCCGUGUGACCGAGUGUGUAUCUAUAUUGUGUAACCUUUUGUCGUUUGACAGAAAGAGAGUGAAAGUGAGAGAAAGAGAGCACAAUUUGUACGUACGUGUCUUUUUGAUUUAUCAGUAAUUUACAAGAAUUUCGAAAAGGGUGCUCUCGAUUUCAUUUUUCAUCUCCUCUCAUCAAACGCAAACACGGGAUGCUGAGUGUGCGUGUAUUUGCCAAAACGAUUUGACGUUCCGAAAGGAACGCUACAAGAGACAUGAGGAUUUCGAUGACUUUUUCCAUCAAACUGAAACCAUUGAACAAUUUCGCAACACUUUUAGGUUACUGUGAACGUGUCAUGUAAACAAGUAAUAUAUCAAAGACACAUGGUCAGUUCAGUUCAGCACUAGGCAAAGGAGAGAAAUGUGUUCUUUAGUUUCCUGCUCUUUAUCCGAUCAAGUGACAACACGUGAACGUGAAGAAUGAUGGCAUGUCCCCGACUUUACGACAAAAAUAAAAAUAACAGCGACUAUACAUUUUCACGUGACAUCUUCAAAAACUGAGAUGUACCCGUGUGAGAAUCGGAUAAUCUAAGAAAAGUGUCUGUCCCUAGUGUCCCGCAAGACUGUAGACCAGGUCUGAGUUGCGAGACAGAGCGUGAUGAUUGUGUAAAUAUGUACGUGUGAUCAGGAAAUGGUUUGUAACACAGACGUCGGAGUCGGAGACAAAAUAAACAAAAUCUUCCUUCCUUUCUUUAUGCCUCCUCAAGCUUUUGCCGUCAAGAUCCCCCGGAAAGGAAAAGUUCCAAUCUGCUCACCAAAUAUAGCCACCCCCUCGAAUCCGCUCACAUGCCCUUUUCGAUCGGUCGCUGAUCCAACAAAUAUGCUGGCUGGCAGUCGGGUGGCUCCAGAUGUCUAUGUACAUAUGCGCCCGUCACAACAGAUGUGUGUGUGUAUAUUUGAAAUCGCUUCACUUUGGCAUGGCACGCGUGGGGGGCACGUGGAACAGAAUAAAUAGAAAUCGAAAAGUUUGUGGCAUGGUGUAUCUAACUUGAUUCGGGCGUGAAAAAUGAAAAAUGACCCACGCGUAUCAGUGUCUAAAAGCGGCAACAACAUUUGUCAUAAAACGAAGUCCUAUUUUUGAAAAACUGGUGGUGAGGGGAAAAGAUAAAGAAGAAGAGGAAGAAGAAGAAUAAGAUGAUGGAAGACGGCUGACCACAUGAUAAAUAGAUAAAUUCCAUCUGACCAAAGUGUCUGGGGACUAUCGUUGGUGAAAAUCUGAAUUUCUCUUAACAGUACUGAGACAUGUGAGGAAAAUACCUCUUUAUUCGUAGGAAAGAGAGAGAAUAUUUGGACCCGGUUUGUGAUUAACUAAGGGAUCUUCAUCUUCUUGAAGACAAAUUGUUUUCGCUAAAUAUAGUGGUCACUGCAGGCCGCGCCGACUGCCCAAAUCAAGACGUCUACCGUAGUCCAGCCAGCGGCCAACGGACAAAGUAUGGAACUUAAAAGUUAGAGUAAUCCACCAAGCCUCGUUUCAGUCAAAGUCAGCUCGGAAACUCAAAUCAAUGGUGUUGGUGAGCCGCGUAGAACCAAAAGGUAUGUGACUUUUGCGUUUAUUUUCAGGUUUUUGUCCAAUCGUAAGGAGUUUUGUCCAAGUAACACUUGUCCCAGUUUCCGACUAACCACUGUUUCAGAGCCCCACUUGUUAGAUCAAAAACUGUGUAGGUUCAAAGUUUCUAUAUUGUACUUCUAAGCAUGUCCGGUGUUUGGUCCUUUUGGAGUUGGAGUGACUCAGCUAGCUCCAUCGGGAUCAGAACCAUGUCUUUCCCAGCGUCUGAGAUCUUUCCUAACACGGUCAUCCCUAUUGCUUACCCCUAUGCCAACUUGUUUUCUCACUCCUCCCACAUUCCCCGCGGUCUAUCUUCUUUCGUUUUCUGUCAGUUGUCCGUUCGUUGGCGGCUCGCCAAGCCACGCCUCCACCUGAUCAGCAGAAAAAGUGGCUGACUCCCCCUCGCGUCUCGCCCUCCUCCCCUUCUCCUCGUCCCUGUCUCCCGCGCCUCCCAUAUCGUGUGUCUGUUUGUUUCGAACUCGAGACCAGCUAUCAGUCGACCACAUAAAAGCGGUCCAACACACUACUUACUAUACCUUCUCCCAAACCACUAUCACCACUCACUACUGUCUUCUUGCUGUGCUUCUCGCCCCUCCCUCUCGUUUCCCCUUUCUCUUUCCAUUCCACAAAAUCAUGUGGCAAUGUGCUGUCGUUGAAUGCAACCAUGUGCCUGUCUACUCGCCCCACUAUGGAAUUUCGCGCGGCUGCUCGCCAUCCUCCUCAUUCGGCUCAUGUUACAGUGUCGCCGCGAGUCCGCCGGCUAACAAUCUGAACAACAUUGAUAACAAGAUCGAGCAAGCAAUGGUGAGUGUUCUUCUUGUUUUUCGCAAAACCAAAAGAUACGUGUUGCGGGUUCAUACCGUAAUCGUACCCGUUGGUACCCGAAUUAGUGAACGUGUCGGUUGAACAAUAAAGGCCAAAAACCGAAAUGAAUGACUUUCGCUUGCCAGAAAUAGAAGAAGGGGAUAGAAGAUUCAAUGUGGCUGCCAAUAACUAGAUAAUAUACAAAUGAAUCUACUAAUGAUGGUCGUGUUUCAGGAUCUGGUCAAAACCCAUCUGAUGUUCGCCGUCCGAGAAGAAGUCGACGGUCUGAGAAGCAAGAUUUUCGACCUGGAGAAUCAUGUCAGGAGGUAAAGAGUGUCCCGUGACCUUCCGAUCACAUGCUUAUCAUUCGUUACAGAUUAGAGUCUGAGAAUGCGAUUUUGAAGCGAACAAUCCCCAAUGACACACUGAAACAACUCCAUCUGAAAUUGUGA